Sorghum bicolor (sorghum) is the source of this 1302-nucleotide messenger RNA. RefSeq lists its product as uncharacterized. The transcript is spliced from 2 exons. NCBI's taxonomy places the organism in Eukaryota, Viridiplantae, Streptophyta, Magnoliopsida, Poales, Poaceae. Bases 1 to 1302 code for a protein of 433 amino acids. The record is from RefSeq and is a predicted model, not a curated record.
AUGGAUCCGCCGCCGGCCGGUGGUUCAAGAAGGGCUCAUGGACCAACCGACAAAGGAGGCAAGGCGCGACACAGGCUUGGACUCAAGAAGGGCUCCGUCCCUGGAGCGUCGACACCAGGUGCGCCGCCACCGGUUACUGGGCCGCCGGCGACUCACUGCCCAACUUCGUCGACUCCCACCCCUACGGCGCCUCCCCUUGCUGCGCCUACUUGGUCCCCUGCUGCGCCGACGUCGUCCAUGCCGCAAGGAGCAGGAUGGGGCACCAUACCCCCAGAUUUUGCAUCUGUUCAGGGAAACCAACAAGGCCCCAAUCCAUGGAUAUAUCCGCUAGGGAGUUUUCUAAAUAUAAUGCAUCAACCAAACUAUCCGCCGCAAUCACAGGGAGAGAACUUUCAUUUUAUUGGUCAGAAUAUGGCAUUCAACCCAAUUUCUCCACCAAAUUCAGCAAGUUCCUAUGGAACACCUUCACCACAAAGUACAGAACAAGCCAUGCAACAAGAAACUUCAACUACCAAGCCAAUGAAGCAAAGAAGUUUGAGGUACUGGACUCAUGAAGAGGAAGAGCGAUUGGCUAGUUCUUGGCUGGAAAUUUCUAAGGACCCAAUUCAUAGAAAUGAUAAGAAAGGUGACACAUUUUGGAAAGAAAUCACAAGUGAGUUCAAUAGGAAAGGGAAUGGGAAGCGUACAUGGGAACUCAACCAACUAAAGGUACACUGGUCACGCCUCAAGACAGCAAUUGGUGAGUGGAAUGACUACUGGACUAAGGUGACUCAAAUGCACACAAGCGGUUACUCUGAUGACAUGCUAGAGGAAGAGGCACAGAAGAUGUAUGCAAACAGGCAUAGAAAGAAUUUUACCCUGAUACAUUGGUGGAAGAUUCUCAAAGAUGAGCCCAAAUGGUGUGCACAGUUCGAGACAGAGAAAGACAAGAAAGACAGUAUUGAAGUAGUUGAGAUUCCAGAUGCACAGAAACGUCCGCCAGGUAGAGAAGCUGCAAAGGCUGAGCGCAGAGGAAAGCGCAAGAAAGAGAAUGUCAAGGAUGGAAUUGUCAUCCUAGGGGAGGACAUUGAUAAAAUAGUCAAGGUUGAAGAAGAUCGAAAGAUGGAGCGCGACAAAGUCACAGCUGCUCAGAUUCAGAUAUCAAAUGCUAAUUUGAAGGCAGCACAGGAGCACAAGGAAGCAAAGAUGUUUGAGGUGUACAAUUCUCUGAUUACUCAAGAUACAAUGAACAUGUCUGAAGAGGCUAAGGCGUCACGAGAGAAGGCAAUACGCAAGUUAGAAGAAAAGUUAUUUGGGGCCUAA